AUGGAAACUUCUUGCUCGUUUGUUUUUGUCAUUUGUCUUUUAAUUUUAUCGCAAAUAAAUUUGAAGUGCAAAAGAUGUUAUCAAAAUAAUGAUAACUAUAAAUUGAAGAGCAACAAAUUAUGCUAUUCAAAAAAUGGUUCAAUAAUUGGAAAUAGUGAAGAAGAGAAAAAAGAAAAGACAAUUUUAAUCUCGUAUUUGCCAGCUAUUAGUCAAUUUCCAAAGAAUUUUUUCAAUUCACUGAAAUUAAUGUCAGAGUUUGAUUAUCUUGAUGCGCAUGACAAAGAUAAGAAUUAUGGUCGAUUAUCAGAUUGUUUUCGUACUGAAUUCGAAGGUGUGCAUAGUUCGGUGAUUUCUGGUGCAUUACAUGUUGCUGUUGAAGAGAUUAAUGCAAAUCCACGUUUAUUGCCCAGUUAUAAACUUGCCUAUGUUUACAAUAACACUUGUGGUGAUGAGAAAUUAAGUACAAAAUUUUUUAUGGAACAUUGGGCACAAGGUGCAAAAGCUUUUAUUGGACCGGAAAUACAUUGUCGAACAGAAGCAACAAUGGCUGCUGCUCAAAAUCUUCCACUCAUCUCUUUUAAAUGUAUGGAUGAAAAAGUCUCCGACAAAGCCAAAUAUCCUACAUUUGCUCGAACAGUUCCAGCUCAAACAGAAAUAACAGCUGCACUCAUUUCACUUUUAAAAUGUUUUAAUUGGCGAAAAUUUUCAAUUAGUGCGAUUGAUUUGGAGAAUUCACGAUUUUCGGUCAAUGAACGGCGAUAUAUGAUCAUUAAUAUAAGCACAGUGGCAUAUCCAUUUUCCGAGGUUGCUAAAUCCAAUGUCGCGCAAAUUAUUUCGGAUACUUUCAAAGCGACACGAGGUUACCUGUAUUUAACGUUUGGAAAUGUUCGUCUCUUUCGUCGGAUUUUAUUGGAAAUGGGCGAACUUGGAUUAAUGGAUGAUGGUGAUUAUGUGCUUGUUUAUCUGGAUCCAGAUUACAAUUGGUUGAAUAUGUAUCACGCGAUGAAUAACCAUUUUUUUCGAAAUACAUUGGUGCCAGUAAGUCAGUCAUGGGAUGAUAUGAAUUCUCAGGAUCGAAAGGUUGUGAAUUUUUCGAAAUCUGUGCUAGCUAUUAUACCAACGCCUGUUCAUCUUGAUACACCCGAAUUUAUAGCAUUUUGGGAAAAGGCUAAUAACUAUUUGUCACUUUUUGGUGUAUUGCGUGGGGAACCAGCUUUUUCCAUAAAAGCAAAUCGUUUUGCUUGUUAUCUUUAUGAUGCUGUUAUUUUAUAUGCAAUGGCGUUGACAUCAGUUAUCGAAGAGACUACCGAAGAAAUGCUAUUAAAUGGUUAUGAUCCGAUUUUAGAUGGUCGAAGGAUUAUCAGUAAAAUUAUCGGACGUGUUUAUAGAAGUAUUCAAGGUUUCGAUAUGCGUAUUAACAAUAAUGGCGAUGCGCAAGGCAAUUACACGCUAUUAAGUCUACAAAAAAUUUCGCCAGUCAUGGACAAAGCAAAUCCAAAUUAUUAUCCGCUUGAAUAUGGUCUUACAAUUACUGCCGAUUUUAUCCAUGAUUUUUCUGAAAAUUUGCCAAUAGUGAGAUUUAAGCGUGAAAUGCAUUGGCAAAAUGGACAUCCACCUCUCGAUGAACCCAUUUGUGGUUUUCUUAAUGAAUAUUGUCAAGCAGAAAAACUUUUGAAUAUUUGGAAAAUCGAUCCACGUGGCAUAGAGAAGGUUGUACAUUGUAACGAAUCGAGCACAUCUCUGUUUUUAGUUGGUGAUAGUCGUGCCUCACUUUUAAAUUAUGAUGAAUUCAAUGAAAAAUCUAGAAGCGGAUUAUGUGGAGUAGCAUUAUAUAAAGGAGCAAUUGUGACCAUCGAAGAACUCGGUUAUUCUCGGAAAUCAAAAGAAAUCGCUAGAGCUACAAAACUUGAAAUGAGAAUUAUGCGUCAAUUGCAUCAUGAUAAUGUCAAUUCAUUUAUGGGAAUAAUUCUGUGUAAUUCAUCAGUUUGCAUUGUUCGAGAAUUUUGUGCUAAAAGUUCGCUAAUGGAUGUUCUAAGGAAUCGUGAUCUUAAACUUGAUUAUCUUUUUAUUGCUUCUUUUGGUAUGAUAUAUUUGCAUGAAUCUGAGUUAAGAGUGCAUGGUAAUUUAAAAUCAACAAAUUGUUUAAUAACAAGUCGAUGGACAUUACAAGUUGCUGAUUUUGGUUUGCAUGAAUUACGUGAUGGACAAAUUUGGGAAAGUGAGGAAGCUAUGUGGGAAAGUUGGCUUUGGACUGCUCCUGAAUUACUUCGAGAAUCCGAAUGCAUAAGAGCGAUCAAAGGUACUCAAAAAGGUGAUGUUUAUUCAUUUGGUAUCAUUCUUCAUGAAAUGAUCACUCGUCAAGGACCUUUUAUGCUUAUCGAAAAUAAUGAAUUAUGUGCGAAAGAUGUCGUGCUAGCGGUAAUGAAAAGUUCAAAUUAUCGACCAUCAUUUGAGGGUAUUUCUGCCGCAAAUUACGUGAUUGAAACAAUGAGUAUGUGCUGGUCAGAAGCUCCUGAAAAUCGACCCGAAUUUCGCACAACCAUUCGACAUAAACUAAAACCAAUGUUUUCACCGAUUUAUAAAAGGAAUAUAAUGGAUCAUAUGAUGGUAAUGAUGGAAAAAUAUCAGAAUCAGUUGGAAGAUCUCGUUGAAGAACGAACUAGUGAGUUACAUGAUGAAAAGCGUAGGACUGAGAAUCUUCUGCAAAGAAUGCUACCCAUAUCAGUUGCACAGCAGUUAUUAAAUGGUAAGGAUGUGGUACCUGAAUCAUUUUCCUCCGUAACAAUAUAUUUUUCUGAUAUUGUUGGUUUUACUGCAAUUUCGGGUCAAUCAACUCCAUUGCAAGUCGUCGAAUUUCUUAAUAAAUUAUAUACAUUAUUUGAUCAUAUAAUCAAGCAGUACAAUGUUUAUAAGGUUGAAACAAUUGGUGAUGCUUACAUGGUAGUUUCUGGAAUACCUGAGGCACAACCUAUUGAAUUUCAUGCAGAACAGAUCGGUACUAUGGCAUUACAUCUACUUGGUGCCAUUAAAAACUUUCGCAUCCCUCAUCGUCCAAUGGAGCAGUUAAAAUUGAGAAUUGGUAUUCAUACUGGUCCAUGUGUAGCAGGUGUUGUUGGCAAGACAAUGCCAAGAUAUUGUUUAUUUGGUGACACUGUAAAUACUGCAUCCAGAAUGGAAAGUUAUGGUCAAGCGUUAAAAAUUCAUUGUAGUGAGCAGACUCACGAUGUUUUAAUUAAUAUUGAAGGUUUUGAACUCGAACCUCGAGGAAUCCUUCAAAUAAAGGGAAAGGGUCUAAUGAAGACGUUUUGGUUGACGAGUCGCAAAAAUGCUGAUUUUUCGAUGGAUGAGGACUGUAGCAUGACCGAGCAACAACUCGCUCCCGAAAUUUUUCCUCGAAAUACUGCUCGCAGUCGUUUACCUUCCUGGAUAGAUGAUCAUUGUUCUUCAAUAUCACUUAUUGGCAAAGAAACAUCAUUAUUACGUCGAAUUGUUGAACGGGCUUCAUCUCGACAUUCAUCAUUUGAUACCACACAUCAGCCACAGAAUGGAAACGAUUCAAGUCGUGUGUUAUUAUAA
This is a messenger RNA of Dracunculus medinensis (Guinea worm), 3576 nucleotides long. The record is from the annotation of a GenBank genome assembly. NCBI's taxonomy places the organism in Eukaryota, Metazoa, Nematoda, Chromadorea, Rhabditida, Dracunculidae.